Physella acuta is the source of this 2707-nucleotide messenger RNA. RefSeq lists its product as uncharacterized. NCBI's taxonomy places the organism in Eukaryota, Metazoa, Mollusca, Gastropoda, Physidae. The record is from RefSeq and is a predicted model, not a curated record.
AACAACAGAAACUAAGAAUCUAAGACGUAGAGACGAAUUGUAUGGGUUUUUUUUAAUUUUGAAAAAAAAAAAGCAAACCAACCAUCCCAUGAGCUGUGAAACAGAUAUAUACGCCUGAAAAUGAUGGUGCAUUAUGAGACCCCUAUCAACAAUGAGUCGGAUGAUGAAGAUGUUGAGCUGUCGAGAACGGAGCUGGUUUAUUCACAACUGUACGCCAGAGGUCCCAAGUGGCCACGAGUCAUUGGGGUUGUAGAGAUCAUAGCUGGGUUUAUUAUAACUAUACUAGGUGUGACAGAAGUAUUCAUUCUGCCAUUACUGGAGAGUCGUGGCUCUGAGAAUCUCAUUGUCUUUGAAAAAGAAAAUUGUUUUGGUGUUUCCAUACUUGCAGGGCUUACUAUGGUUCUAACGGGUAGUACAGUGAUAAGGGCCACUAUGUCCAGGAGAGAUACUACAGUUGUAAGGUUUUUCAACUUGACAAUUUUAUGUCUUCUUGUGUAUGCUGGGCUUACACUAUUUCUUGUGACUGCUUAUGCCAAAGGCUGGACAACGGUAGACCAUUAUCAGCCUGGCAGCAGAAUUGCAGAAGUUCAUUUCUUCGUCACAGUGUUCUCAAUUCUAGGGCUGAUAUUCGCAGUGACUGGAUUUGUCCAGUAUUUCAGUGUCAUUUGCUGCGGGCCAACCCCUGUGUGGCUGCCCUGGGUUCAGUUUUGUUGUGGAUGUUGUUAUAACCGGUAUCAGGUCAUUCACCUCAGAUAAACAGAGAUGGCGCAUGAUGUCGCUGGAUGACUCUUUAAGAGAAGAAUUCAUUUCCAACAAUGAACCAAUAUAGCUUGAAUACUAAAGUCAGUGAGCUUUUUAAAAUGUUUGGAUCUACUGUGGUUGAACACAUCCCAUCUUUAUAUUUUACCAGAAUAAUUCCUGAUAUUAUUAAACAUAAAUAUGUUUAAAAUUGUAAAAAGUACUGUAUCAAAAUUUCUGACAUGACAAUAUUAUAUAUUGUUAUACAAAAGUUGUUGAAUUUUAUACACAUGCUUCCAUUGUAGAGUACUCUGAUUAUAAUAAUUUAUUAAUUUAUGCAAUAAGCAUAUAGAAUUAAAUAAUUCAGCAUUUUUGCAGUCAAUUAAACAUUGCUAUAGCUAUAUAUUUUGGGCUCCUACAUUUAAUGAUGUAUUAGCCUUGACUACCUAAUCAGUCAAUAAUUUGAUUUAAAGAUACUUAGUUGUAUUCAUUACUAAUCUUUUAACCAUGCCAUAUUGGUUUUAUUGUGAUUACAAAUACAGUGUUUCUUUCUAGCCUUAAUAAUUUCCAUAAAAUAGUAUUGAAUUUCUUAUGAAUACAGUGUUUCUUCAUUACUUUAUGUACUGUGGACUGUUCAUUCAAAAAUACUAUUGAAAAUAUAGGAAUUUUUUAUUUGCUAGAUCCUGGGGUAUAGUGCCAAAAAAAUAGUUGCACCUACCUAAUCCUAAUGUACAGCAAUUUAUAGAUUUGAUGAAUUUGUAUUUUAAAUUUAAAAGAUACAUGAAAAAUAUAAAAACUAGCUUUAUAAGAAAUUAUACAUCAUAAAUUCCAUUUAUAGAAAAAAGCUCUAUAUUAUAUUUAAAGUAAGUGGUGUAUUUAUUCAUGCACAAAGAGAACUGUUUGUAGCCGAAGUAGUGGAAGUUUCGUCUGCUGCAAAAAAUUCUAGCUAAUAAGUGUUAUAACUACUAUAAUGUCCUUACUUUACCGAUAUUCACUAUUCUAGGGUUUACUGUAAAAUGGAACAGAACACUAUAAAUAAGUGAGGAACACUGUAUCUCGUUACAAAUAAAUGUAGUUAAGAGAGUUAUUUACCCUUGGAUUAGUGCUGCUAUACCACAUUGUUAUAGCUAGUCUAAAUUGAAAGUUUGGUAUAUUUGUAUUAUGGACAUACCAGUAAUAUGAUGAGACAUCAUGUGACUACAGCUAUACAGAGCUGAAUUAUUGUAAGGGCUGUUUGUUUUAUUACUGUUUGCUGUGAAUGUAAUUUUUUAAAUUUACUUGGUAAUUCAUUGUUCAGUCUUAUGAAAUGUCUAGAAAAAUAAUCAGAAUCUAUUGUUUCAUAACAUUUUUCGUUUUAAUUGUUGUGAACAUAUAAUUUUGAUGAUUAUAAAACAGAUGACAGCUUAGUUGUGUUUUAAAAAUUGUUGAUAUUAUAGAAGUUUUUCUUGUGUGUACUUGAUUAUGUUUUUGAAUUUUUAAUCUAACAUCAUUAAUACUGAAUUAGCUAUUAUUUUUCAACCACAGAGCUCAAAAUUUGCAUUAAUUUUAUCUCCAAACUGAAAUGUGUUCUUUUAACAACAAAACUUUGACACAAAUUUUGCUCUUGUAGCUCACAAUUACAGUCAACACAAAUAUCAACACCACCAGUCAUCUUGUUCUGUUUCAUCUGAACUGAUCAUUUCAUUAUGUACCACCUGAAAUAGUGGCUGAUUCAAUUUUUCAUUUUUUUUUACCUCUGUCAGAUAAAAUUGUUAUGGUCAAAAUAAAAUUGAAUACUACAAAUUAUAAAUGAAACCUGUGAUUUUGAUUUAAAAAUUUUUUGCCUCGUGAUCAAGGGUUUUUACUCUUCGUUAAUACACUAUGUACAUAAGUUUGCUUGUUUCUAAAUGCUAAUACGGUUAACUGGAAAAAAGUAAAUAUUUAAAAAAAAUAUAUUCCCAUUAGUCUAAAACUGAUUUGUAUUACUAUA